UCCUUGCCAAGCUGUGAAGUCGCGUGGUCCCACACGGCACGAGCAUACGGUUGUCGAUUUCAGCACGGGACAGAUCCUUCACCCUGUUACUGCAAUAUGGCGACAGAGUUCCAUAAUCUGCAGGAGCUGAGGCACAAUGCAUCGCUGGUAACGAAGGUGUUCAUACAGAGAGACUACAGCGAAGGAACCGUCUGCCGCUUCCAGAGCAAGUUCCCCUCAGAGCUCGACAACAGGAUUGAGCGAACAUUGCUCGAGGAGACGGUGAAGACGCUGAACUCUUACUAUGUGGAGGCUGAAAAAAUCGGAGGUCAGUCGUACCUGGAGGGAUGUUUAGCUUGUGCAACAGCGUAUAUCAUCUUCCUCUGCAUGGAGACCCGCUAUGAGAAGGUGCUGAAGAAGAUAUCCAGCUACAUACAGGAGCAGAACGAGAAGAUCUACGCUCCCAGAGGUCUGCUGCUCACGGACCCUGUAGAGCGAGGAAUGAGGGUCCUAGAGAUCAGUCUGUUUGAGGACCGGGGCUCGGGCAGCUCCAGUCCCAGCAGCACCAUGUCGUCGGCAGGCAGCGCUCGGUGACUGGAGGGGCAGCGCCAGGCUUACGGGUACCACCACAGGGGCAGCGGGACACUCACCAACAUCCGCAUGCUGAAACAUGAGAGCACGAGGUUCUAAGACGAGUGGCGAGAACAAGGCGUGGAGGUGAUCUACAGCAUUCACACUCUCCCUGCCACCUGAGAACAGGAGCUGGCUUACACAAACACACUGGAUUAAACACAAGUGCAACAGAACCCCCAAACACAAGCGCUAGACAAAUAUACAAGCCAACAUCAAGAGUGUCUAUGAGGGAAUAUCCUUCACUAUCCAACAGAUAUUCAUCAUCAUCUCUGUUUUUCCAAUUGUUCCAUUCAUUUUUCAUCACGUCCAUUUCCAUGACUCACACCACCUCUGUCUUAAAGCUGAUUCAGCUGGCUUAAGCUUAAUUUAACUGGACAUCAAUGCUUGAUUGUUUUCACGGAGGUCACUGUCACUAUGUGUAUCUACUGAGGCAGCCUUAAGUCUGUGCAGCAGCUCUGAAAUGUAGAAGGAGGAAAAGUACCAGCCUCCCGGGAGACAGAAUGUUCUCCGGUCUCGCUGAAUGAUUGCAUUCAUGUCAGGUGGUUGAGGUCAACCUGCUCUGAAUGCUGGCAAAUUGGGCCCGCAGUGGGACCAUACGGUUCUACGCUCUGUUCACAUGCAUUUGGCUUCAGUAUCAAACGGCUAACAGAGAGCACCUUGAAUUGUUUAUUCUUCUCAUUCACAGCAGUUGAUGCUGGUGAUCCACAUCACAGCUGUAGGUCACAACGCUCCUAUGCGCUCUCUUUUCUCUCUCUCUCUCUUUCCAUUCAAGUCAAUUCAAUGGCUUUGUUGGUGAAGUGUUAUAAACAGCAACUUCACCAGAGCAUAAAAGCACAGUUUGAUUAGAAUUUUGACAUUCAUCCAAAACAAAACAAAACCAAAAAAUGAUGGUAGAAGCAACAAAACAUUAAGGUACAUAUCUUUAUAUUUUGCACUAUGGAUGAAAAAUACAUUAGAUUAAAAUUUUUACAGCACAAACUAUCAUGUUUACAGCCUGGUACAAAAAACAAAAUAGGUCUGAUUAGCUCAUGUCUUGAUCGGCACACAUUGUGCAUUUUAAAAUAACUUCUAAGGAUAAGCAUUAUUCACAAUAAGGCGUGUAGCUGACCUGAUGACAGGCUGGCGCGGUGUGUCAAUUUGUCAAACCUGCCUCAGCUCCUGCUCUUAGAUCUUCGUUUAGUUGACUGAAGUUAGUGAGUCAGCACUGUGACCGCAAUCGAUGGGACUACAAAGCCCCCUGCAGUAACAGAUGGGUGACGUCACUCGGGCUUCGUCCAUUAAUAUUUACAGUCUAUGGUUUACAGCUGACUGACUGUUAGAUGCACAAGUUAACCUAAAAGCAGUCCUUUGCACUUGAUCUUUGUAAAGAUUUCAUAUCAGACCACUCAAGUGGUACCUUUUUUUAUUCUUGAAUCAUUUUGAAGAUACAGUUAAUGCCACAUAGACUUUCAAAUACAAGCAGACCAUGCAAAAGACCCUAGAAACGAAAUGUACAAACAUCUCAUUUAAAGGCUGAAGACAGAAAAAAACUGGUGAUAGCAAAACAUUAUGUAUCUAUAUUAUAAAGACAAGGGAGACUAGUUCUCAAAAAGGCAAAUCCGUAAAAAAACAUCUUCAGAUAAAAUUUACAAGCAUAAACAAAUGGAAAAGUUCAAAGGGGUGAAUACUUAUGCAAGGUUUUCGAUACACACACGUACACCCCAGUGGCCAUUGGCCAUGCUCUCCUUCACAAACACAAACAACACACACACACACACACACACACACACACACACACAUUCUGGCAGACACAGAGAUGGACUCAACCAAGCCCGACAAUAUUUUCUGUGGUCUCAUCUAGUUGGGAACACAAAAUAACCCAGGAUUUGUAAGAGCAGGCCAGUUGGCCUGGUUUUGAGGACAUGUGUGUCGUGCGUCAGUGCCAUCAGUCACUAGUCCUAUCUAGUGAGAGAUGAAAGUCUGCCGAUCAUUAGGGAGACGUCAACGUGUACAGAUCAGUGUGCUUAAAGAGAUCUGAACGCUGACACGUUUUUUUCCUGAGAAACUGAAACAGUGUGGGUUGUUAUCUCUGCAGCUGUUUGAUGUAUGUUAUCCAGUAUGGGUGUUAAUGACAGGUAUGUGCAGGAGAAGCUGUCCACAUAAAGUUUAUUGAACCUGAACCUCAAAUAGUCAAGCUGUCUUGGCUCUCAUGCAGAUGCAGGUUUUUAAAUGAUUUUUUAAUCAAACAAAAAACAAUAAAUAAUCAAAAUUAGGUAUUUAGAAGAGAGUGUUUUUCACAUAAACACAACAAAAAUAAGAAUCAAAGAGUGUGUCUUUUAAUUAGUGCCAUCCUUCAUUCUGAAAUGUAAUUUGGGCAGUUUGUCAUUGUGUCAGUGGAGCACAGUUAUAGCUCCCUCUAGGGUCAGACUGAGGAAGUUCUGCAUUCCCAAGAGACAAUCUCAAAAGGAAUUAGUCUAAAGAAAACAUGAAAUGAAUAUAUUUAUAUGACAUUAAUUUUUCACACUACAUCACUAUUCAGCAGGCACAUUUUCCAGACAAACAUCUUCAAUACACCCAAGACAGACUAGCCUGAGGAGCAUUUCUGUCUUUGUGGGGAAUCACUGCUAACAGUGUGUGUGUGUGUGUGUGUGUGUGUGGAGGCUGACGAAACAAAAGAUGAUCAUUAUGUGACAAAAAUGUUGAUGCCGGUAGACAGCACACCCACACGUUGUCUUACAAAAGACAAGACCUCCUGAAAACACUUGAGCCCUGCCUCAGUGUCUGCAUGUUCUAUUUCUGUUGGCAUAUUUCCCUUCGUUAUGUUAUUUUACCAUUUUGAGUUUUAUUUCCUGUUUACUCCCUCAUACCAUAAAGUCUUUGUUCCUUCUGACAGUGUAGUCGUUUACCUCUACUUAAGCCACUUAGCAAAACCUACAACAGAGACCCCUCCAACCAGCGUUUUGUACUUUGACCAGAGCGUGUCAUUUUGGAGUUAAACUACUUACUGGGAAGACAUUGAGGAAUCUCUUCAGUGUAGGGGAUAGUUUAUUUUCAUCAUGACACUUUACUUCCUGGAUGAACCAACAGAGACUUUUUCCCCACAGAAGUUGAGUUCAGUUGUGCUUGUGUUCGGCCUCCUGUGCUUUUUGAUGCCUUCAUGUUUCAUCCCAGUGGAAUGGAUACCCAACCUGGGGCUGAUGGACUGCAAAAUUGACUCUAAAUAUGACUCUCAACACUGCCAAUAAGCAAACAACGGAGCUCAUUGGACAAUGUAUAAAGAAAUAAACAAUGAGUAUGUAUGAAAUGUAAAGGAGAAGAGCAGUAUUGUACAUGCUUAUCUAUGAUUAUAUCCAUGCUGAGUGUGUGGGGUGUAAAGAAGUUGCGGGGGAAAUGCCAUAAUGCUAUUUUAUUCCAAACAUCACUGUUGCUCAAAACUAUUUCUUAAACCCAAUUUUUAAUAUUUUCAUAACCUCUCUGAUUUGGGCAUUCAGUGAUGGAGCAGCUAUAAAAGCAGAUUGUACAGCGUUAAACUGCUGUGUAGUGUUAUCUGUAAAAUGAAGACAUUUUUUGUCUUUGUCCAAAAUAGUUUGAAGUAUUGGUGAUGUAGAUAUUGUUAAUAAUAAUAACAAUAUGUGGAGUUAUUAUUGUGGAGUUUGAUAGAUGAUUAAUGUCGAAGGUAAUUAUGAUAACACUCAGGGGAACGAUCAAAAUGUGCCAAAUACAAGGGUGAAAGGUCUUAAAGGAUAAGUUCACAUAUUUAGUUGUUCUAGCAGCUAAAGUGUUGCUAACAUUGGUCGUGUGGUUGGUGCUCGUUGCUUACCGAACUCAAAAUAUUUACAUUUCUGGAUGUACUGAUAUGAGAAUUGGUGCAGAUGUCCAUGUUGGAAAGAGGUUUAAACCACCUGAUUCUAAUUUGAUUAAAUUAGAUUUUAUCAGCUCAACAUUAGCAGGAUGGGUUGGUCUUUUUUAAAAUGUUAUCAUGCUAACCUUAGCGUUUUGCUCAAAGCACCACUGAUAAACCUGACAUAGUUGCUAGCGUUGCUUUAGCCUUUUGGUCCAUUAAAAGUAGAUAAAUAUCACCUUGCAAUCAAAACAUUGGAGUUGAGAUAAAUUACUUAUUAAUUAGCGUAAAUAACACCUCCAGUUAAACUUUUAAAGGUUUAACUUUGGACUUUAAUGCCUGUAUUCAAACACAAGUACAUAGCCUCUGUACAUAGGGCUAGUAUACUAACAACUAGGCUACCGGCGCCCUCCUUCAGUUAAACUUUCAUUGGACAUACUACAAUGGCAUGUAAAACUGAACUGAUCCUUUAAGACUGAAAAGAAAAAGAAGCACUGUGAGGGGUAUUGUGAGGCGUUAAUGUAGCCUGUUCUUUCGAUAUACAAAGACAAGGGAACAAAGACUAGGACAUAGUAAUAAAUGUAUUUUUAUCAAAAGAUUAGCAUUGAGAUAGGACUACAUUAUCAAGGAGCAGAUUCAGCUUUGGGUCUUUGAUCCUCCAUCAUGCUCACUGUCAAGAUAACCUCUGUGCCAACACAUCUUUGGAGGAGAAGCAGAGAUAUAUGAAUCACCACUUACAAGUGAUAAUAUGUAGUCCAUAUCAUUGCGACAAUGUCAAAUAUUUAUCAUGAACUGUAUUUGAAAGUGCAGAAAGUUUGUUCAGUCGACAGUGUUUCCCGGUUGUAUGUGAAACUGUUACAAGUGAAAGAUUAGUCAUUGUGCGAUAUGUCUUCCUGAAGUGUAAAGUGAAAUGUAGAGUUCUGGCACCAGCCUUUUCGUGUUGCUCUGAGCUGGUCUGGCUUGAAGGAGACUAAGACUGCAUUGAUGUUUAAUGCUGCAUGAUGUUUGUGUAAACAAAGCGAGCACCAGAUGACGAGAAGCGAACCCCCCUCAUCAACGAAAUCCCUCGGUUGUGCUGCUGAGAGAGAAGAAUUUAUAUCUUAUCUUGAUGUUAUUUAUGUGUUUGCAUCCGAUUAUUUACAUAUUAAUUGACUCAUGUAUUAUUUCUCAAAGCUGAUUACUAUUCAAAGCCUGGGGAGUCGAGCUUCAACUGUCGUCGAGACAUGAAUAAAGUGUCUGAUGAAGCUGG
Labrus bergylta (ballan wrasse) is the source of this 5681-nucleotide messenger RNA. It is a transcript of the gene golga7bb, whose product is annotated as golgin A7 family, member Bb. The record is from RefSeq and is a predicted model, not a curated record. NCBI's taxonomy places the organism in Eukaryota, Metazoa, Chordata, Actinopteri, Labriformes, Labridae. Gene Ontology annotation, cellular component: palmitoyltransferase complex. Gene Ontology annotation, biological process: peptidyl-L-cysteine S-palmitoylation; protein targeting to membrane.